Messenger RNA from Symbiodinium necroappetens, 430 nucleotides. Lineage: Eukaryota; Dinophyceae; Suessiales; Symbiodiniaceae. The record is from the annotation of a GenBank genome assembly.
GUCUUACAUCAUGAAGCAGGUGCGCGAGCGGGGCAUCCUCGUCUACCUCUCCGGCACAGGUGCAGAUGAGAUCAUCUCAGACUACGGCCACGGAGGGAAGAAGAUCUUUCCCCACUCCAACUUCGGAGGUCUCUUCCCUGAAGACUUGGGUACGCUCUUCCCCUGGGAGGCCUUCUUCCUUGGAACGCAGCGGGACUACCUCAUGAAGGAGGAGCUGGUGGCUGGAGUGCAUGGCGUGGAAGCCAGGUAUCCCUUCCUGGAUCGCAUGGUGGUUCAGGAGUUCCUAUGGCUCUCCUCGGAAGUGAAGAACGCGAAGUACAAGGCUCCUGUUCAUGACUGGCUGGCGCGGUUCAGCUACCCCUUCCGCUCUGGGGAGAAGGUGGGCUUCAAUGCCAUGCACAACGUCCGGUGGCAGGAGGUUCCCCUUUAG